Molecule: messenger RNA, 861 nt
Organism: Selaginella moellendorffii
Lineage: Eukaryota; Viridiplantae; Streptophyta; Lycopodiopsida; Selaginellales; Selaginellaceae
Product: 17.3 kDa class II heat shock protein
Exons: 2
Coding region: 381-746 (121 amino acids)
Biological process (GO): protein complex oligomerization; response to heat; protein folding
Source: RefSeq, a predicted model, not a curated record
GAUCUCGCCCUCACCACACCACGGAGUCGCUCGACGAGUUCAAGCGCGUCACGCCACAGCAGUCGCGCGAGGCCCGGCAGAACGCAGCUCGCAGGGAGCUCGCGACCAAGCGCACCAAUUGGACAGCCGACAACCGCAAGCGCAGCAUCUACCAGGGCACCGGCGUGCUCGUCGAUCGGGAGCGCAGCAAAUCGCGCUCGCGCUCGCGCUCGCCUGGCGAACACUUCCACUACGUCCACAAUUGCUUCCUGGACUACAACCGCUACGUCGACACCGACUACGCGGAUCUCUACUCCACCAUCCCGGAGGAGGAGGAGGUGAACAACGUCAGCUCCGGAUCGGGCGCUAGCAACAUCUCUGGGAUUGGCCCCGAGCUUUCCAUGGCCAACACUUCGGUGGAUGUGAAAGAGCUCCCCGCGUGCUACGUCUUCGUCGCGGACGUUCCAGGCCUCAAGAACAGCGACAUCAAGGUCCAAAUCGAGAAUGACAGCAUCCUCAAGAUCAGCGGCGAGCGCAAGCGCGAGGACGGGCCCAAUGUGGACGUCAAGUACGUGAGAGUGGAGCGAGCAGUGGGGAAGUUCAUGAGGAAGUUCAAUCUCCCGGCCAAUGCCAAUCUCGAGGCUGUGUCCGCGUCGUGCCAGGACGGUCUCCUCACCGUCACCGUGCCCAAAGUACCGCCGCCGGAGCCUCACAAGCCCAAGACGUUUGAUGUCCAAGUCGCGACUGCCAGCGUCGGCCCAAAGUAGAAGAUCCAAGAAAAGAAGUGGAGAUUGGCAAGAUUUCUACCAGAUCAUGAGAGUGAAAACGAGAAAUGUUGGUAACAUCACGCCAGGCAGAGAGAAAUAAGCUUUGUAACUCCUU